AUGAAUCUCUCUAUUAAGAUUGCAAUACACAUAAGUAUAUUAGCACAAAUAUGUUCUGGGCAGGAUUAUGGCACUCAAACAUAUAAUCCAGAUUCUACAAACCCUACAAAUGACUACCUCAAUACCAAUGAUCCAAAAUAUGACAAUCCAUAUGAUCCAAAUAGACGGAAUCAAAUCCGCAAACAGUAUGAUAAUCCAUACUCAGAUAAAAGAUAUAGCCAGUAUGAUAGAAAUGAUUUAAAUUCCUAUAAUCCUGAGAAUACUCCACGACCAGCAUGGGAUUCUAGCAGAACCUACAGUACAUCAUUUAAAGGUGCUGAGUUGGAGCAUGAAAGUGUUAUCAUAAAUGAAGCCACUUACUUUAUUGUAGCAUCUCGUAUGGUCCGUCCAGGACAGAUAUACAAAAUAUCAGCUAAUAUAUUGAGAGCAAGACUACAGAUGACAAUCCGGGCAUCCAUCUCUUGCAAUGGUGUCGAACUAGCACAUGUCAGUGAAAGAGUGAAGGAAGGAGUUCUUGAGAUCCUUAAUUUGAGAAUCCCAGCAACAUCUGUACCAGGUGAUUACAAGUUGAGAGUGGAAGGUCUGUACCUAGAUGAUCCAUUUGGUGGUAAUGCCUUUGUUAAUGAGACUCAACUGGACUUCUCACAGCGGUUUAUGACUAUAUUUAUUCAGAUGGAUAAACCAGUUUAUAUGCAAGGGCAGAUUGUGCGAUUCCGUGUGAUACCCAUAAACACGGAGUUGAAGGCUUUCGGAAGGUCAAUUGAUGUAUACAUACUCGAUCCCAAUCGUCGCAUCAUGAAGAGAUGGUUAUCUAGACAGAGUAACUUUGGUACCGUGAGUCUGCAAUACCAAUUGUCAACCCAGCCCAUAUUCGGCGAGUGGUAUGUGCGAGUGGAGGCGUUAGGACAAGUUGAGGAGUCCCGAUUCUUAAUCGAAGAAUACUAUCAGACCAGGUUUGAAGUAAACGUAACAAUGCCAGCGUUCUUCUUCAACACGGAGCAAUUUAUUCACGGACGCAUUAUGGCCAACUAUACCUCUGGAGCUCCGGUACAUGGAAAUCUUACUUUGAAGGCAACGCUUCGUCCCAUACCCCAGUAUCGUCCCAGGGACUUUAGGAAACAACUCGAACUUGAUCCUUAUUCUAGAGCUCGUCCAAACUAUAAUCCCUUCUUAUACAACGAGAGUGGCUACCAACCAUUUGAAUUCGGACAAGAGGAUAACACACAUGUGAACUAUCGUGCUGGACAGCCUAAUCAAUUAGAUCACCCCGACUGGUGGUAUGACCCACAGAAGGUUGUCACCCGGCUGUUUAACUUUGAUGAAAAGUACCCCUUUUGGAUGCCAAAACCAGGUCCAAUAGAGUUUGCGAAUCAGGCGAAUCAACCUCAUUUGAAUCCAAACUACAAUACGUACAGUACAUCGUCCACGUACAACUACUACAAUAACAAUUAUGAUCAACUGCCGUAUCUGAGAUUUUUCAACGGCACCUAUGACUUCAAGUACCCAAUGUCCGAGUUAGCCCAGCUGGUACCAACUCUCGAUGGGAUGGAGGUGAUAAUAACAGCAUCUGUUGGAGAUCCCUUCCUCAAUGAAAUUAUAGAGGGUUACAGCAUCGCGAGAAUAUUCAACUCAUCUCUUUCUGUUACUUUUUUGGGAGGGGAAUUGCAAGUGUUCAAGCCGAGUAUGCCGUUUGAUGUUUAUAUGGUGGUGUCAUACCAUGAUGGAUCAAAACUACCAGAGUGGCAAGCACUGGGGAUAUCAUUAGUGGUGACAGGUCAGCUUGAGGGCAGGGGCGGAGCCCUAGAAACUUUGCGGCCUACGCUUGUACCGGGACAAAACGCUGUGUGGCAUCUCAAGAUGGAUUUGUUUAAACUGUUGCGUCUAGAAAACGACCCCAACUACCGCGAAACUUUAGCGGGUAUAACGGGAAUACGUUUAAACGCGCAACUGUCUGACGCAAUGGGUGCGCGUGCGUCCGCCGACGUACACCUCGUAGCGCAUCAUUCGCCUAACCAACAUCAUAUACGGGUGUCUACUAGUACUACUAAUGCUAGAGUGGGAGAAUACAUAAUAUUUCAUGUUGAAAGUAACUUUUAUAUGGAAACAUUCAGUUACGUGGUCAUGUCUAAGGGCAUUAUUCUGACUAGCGGACAAGAGAAUAUGCAGGAAGGCGUCCGUACAUUCGCGGUAGUGUUGUCAGCUGAGAUGGCGCCGGUUGCCACGAUAGUUGUAUAUGCGGCGCAAAGACGUGCAGUCGUAUUGGCAGAUUCCCUCACGUUCCCAGUCAACGGAAUAUCUAGGAAUAAUUUCACCGUAUCAAUAAACAACAGAAAACACCGCACAGGGGAACGAGUAGAAGUAGCUAUAUACGGCGAACCCGGCGCGUAUGUCGGUCUGUCUGGAAUUGACAAUGUAUUUUACACUAUGCAGGCUGGAAAUGAACUUACUUAUGCCAAGGUAAUAUCAAAAAUGUCCCAAUUCGACGAAUCAACAAACGGUACGUUCGCGUAUACGUGGCGUUCGCACUUUGGUGACGCUGACGAACUCGUAUACUUUCCAUCAACAAGCUUUGGUAUCGAUGCAAAUAGGACACUCGAGUACUCAGGUCUAGUCGUAUUCAGUGACGUAAUGGUGCCGCGCCGACAUAGUAACUGCAAUGCCACUAUGGGAUUGGCUGAGUGUUUGGAUGGCAAUUGCUAUGCCGUGGAAAAACGAUGCGAUGGCGUGGUCGACUGUUCCGAUCGGACUGAUGAGUCUCAUUGCCCCCGAGACAAUUCCUUCGAGCUAAGCCACUUCCGAAAAUUCCGAUUCAACCGAGUCCAGCGACAAUACGAUAAUGUGUGGAUGUGGCGGGACGUUAAUAUCGGACCCCACGGGCGAUAUGUGUUCACCCUCGAUGUUCCCCAAGUUCCUGCCCAUUGGACUGUAUCUGCCUUCAGUAUGUCCCCAUCUAUGGGACUUGGCAUGACUGUGACGCCGACGCAUUACGAAGGCAUACUACCGUUCUUCAUAAAGGUGGAAGGACCCGACGAGUCACGCCAGGGUGAACAGCUAGGUCUUCGUGUGGUUGUCUUCAACUACCAACAACAGGACAUCGAGGCCGUCGUAGUAUUGGCUUCUUCACCGGACUACAUGUUUGUACAUGUCGAGGAAAAUGGUAUCGUUCGUUCAUACAACCCGCGUACGUCUUUCGGCGAGCACCAAUUCUUCGUAUACAUAAUUGCUGGAGACGCGGCUACCGUUCACAUUCCAAUCGUUCCGGCACGUCUUGGAACCAUACAUAUCAACAUACAUGCGGCCACUUUGCAUGGGAUACAUCGCGCUACUAAGACCAUUCGAGUUGAGGCGGACGGUCUCCCCCAAUAUCGGCAUCAAUCCGUACUCUUAGACCUUUCGAAUCGUGCGUACGUAUUCCAGUACAUGCACGUCAACGUAACGGAGACACCGAUAAUUCCAUAUGAAGUGGAUCGGUACUACGUGUUUGGGUCUAAUAAGGCCACAAUAUCGAUAGUUGGCGACGUCGUAGGACCGUUAUUCCCAACUAUGCCGGUUAAUGCUACCAGUCUACUGGAUUUGCCUAUGGAAUCCGGUGAACAGAAUAUGUUCAGUUUCGCGGCAAACAUGUACUUGACACUAUACAUGCGUCUGAUCAACCAGAGGAACAGAACUCUUGAGAAGGAGGCCUUUGAGCACAUGAAUGUGCUUUAUCAGCGGCAAAUGUCUUACAUGAAGCUUGAUGGAUCUUUCUCGCUGUUCAGGAGUGACUGGAACCAAUCGGCGUCCAGCGUUUGGCUGACUUCGUUCUGUUCCAAGAUAUUUCAAGAAGCUUCGUUCAACGAGUGGGAAAACUUCAUCUAUAUUGAUCCUAAUGUGAUAUCUUUGGCGGUAUCGUGGGUUUUGGAACAUCAAAGCCCGGAGGGUGCGUUUUAUGAGACAACAUGGCUGCCAGACCGCAAUGCCAAUACAACUAUUACGGUUCCAAUGGAGAGUCAGCUAUAUCGGGAGUACGGCGCUCAGCUAAUGGGCGAAACGGUGAACAAUUCAAUAGUACUACAGCGAAAUAUAUCAUUGACAGCCCAAGUUGUUAUAACUCUGGAGUCUGUUAAAAAUCUCAAGGACAUUGGAGUGAGAGAGGGUCUUAGUGCGCAAGUAGCGACAGCCCAACAGCGAGGCGUGGCCUGGCUUGAGCGCCAUUUACGUCUGUUAAGCGAAUGGUCGGAGCCCUACGCGCUCGCGAUCACCGCGUACGCGCUCGCGUGCGCCAAGGCACCCAGUGCUGAACAUGCGUACAGGUUGUUGAAGAGGCGGCAAAGAUCCGAGGGUGGUCUGGUAUAUUGGGGCAAAGAGCCGGUCCCUCAGCCUCCAUACAAGAUGGAGAAUCAGAAGCCAUUCCUUCUACCAAGACUGCCGUACAAGUACGACUCCAAUAAUAUAGCCACAACAGCGUAUGCCCUGAUGGCAUGCAUGGAUCAUCAGGAUAAUAAUGAACAAAUAGUGAUGUGGCUCAACUCGCAAAGAUUAAAAGAUGGUGGAUGGUCAUCAACACAGGAUACAUACAUAGCUCUACGUGCACUCAUAGAGUAUACGAACCGAAAGCGUCUACGUGACGUGAGCUCGUUGACGUUAACUGUGGACGCUGUGGCUUUGAAUGGGACUACGAAGACAUUGCACGUCGAUAAUAAUAACUUGGCUGUUAUGCAGAGUAUUGAGAUUCCAUCAGCGUGGGGCACAGUCAAGGUGACUGCUCGUGGGGCAGGAUAUGCUAUCCUGCAAAUGUCAGUGCAGUACAACGUGGACGUACCAAGGUUCCAGACGGCGCCACCGGCACGGUCCUACUCGUUACUUGCGCACGCGCAGUAUUACGGACGGAAUCAGUCUCAUAUUGAUUAUCAGACAUGUGCCAGUUGGACGUUGCUUGAGGAAUCACCCCGCUCAGGUAUGUCAGUGAUGGAGGUUCGAAUCCCGACGGGAUACAUGAUCCAGCAACAGCGUUUAGACGCCUACGUUCUAUCACGUAAAGUCAGGACGCUACAACGAGCAAAAUAUACGCCAACAAAAUUACUGUUCUUCUUUGACUAUUUGGACCACGAAACGACGUGUGUAAACUUCACAAUAGAGCGGUGGUAUCCAGUAGCCAACAUGUCGCGAUACUUGCCUAUAAGGGUCUACGAUUAUUAUGCACCCGAACGGUUCAACGAAACGAUAUUCGACGCCUUACCAACAUAUUUAUUGAACAUAUGUGAAGUUUGUGGAUCAUCACAGUGUCCGUACUGUGCUGUUUAUAACGCAGCCUUACGUAUUGCUGUCACACCUGCGUUAGUACUACUCAUGGUUGCCGCUAGAUACAUCACAUAUAGGGUGUUCACGUAA
This is a messenger RNA of Pieris macdunnoughi, 5370 nucleotides long. Lineage: Eukaryota; Metazoa; Arthropoda; Insecta; Lepidoptera; Pieridae. The record is from the annotation of a GenBank genome assembly.